CGCUCCGAUACCCGCGCUAGCGCCCGUGAUGAGCACGGUCUUGCCGACCAAGCGAGUUGCGUUGAAGACUGACAUUCUGCGACAAGAGAUGGCUGCUUUGACGAUACGCCUAUGUAGCUGCAAGGCCUGUGGGAAGAAGGGGAGCCGCAGGCGAGUCACUUUUAGAGGGCCCUAUCAGUGAUCAUCCCGGAUGCGCAUGUGCCUCUUGGCGGACCAACGAAUGCUCACCGUGCAUUGCGUGCUGCGAGUUCCGGGACCCUUGUAGCUCACAAAGUCUGCUCAAAAGGCACCUCUGUGGAUUACUCUACGUUACACACCAGGUGAACAACGUCCCCGGCGGCAGCCCGACGAUUUCAGACAAGAUAACGCGAUGGUGGCUGGUGUAAACGCGCCAUGGCUGAGACGAACUACUCGCACGACGAUGCUUUUUCCGACGAUCAACGCUGGCACCGUCUGCUAUGCUGGCUAAGGGAUGCGCACGGGACGGAUAUUGGAACAGAGCGAAUGCUCGUCAAAUAUGGGAGUGUCGAAGGUGCAGGGAGAGGUCUUUUCGCUUCGAAGAGCUGUCUGCCCUCAACUACUCUCUUCACUAUUCCUGCGAAGGCUCUCAUCAAUGUUGACACACUCGGCCCCAUGUAUAUCUCCUCGAGGCGGGGACAAAUGCUGACAGCUACACAACUUAUUUCGCUGCAUCUCUUCUUACAUAAACCUCGCGAGGAUGAGGACUCUCUGGACCCAGCAUUCGGGCCGUACAUCUCAACGAUGCCACGAAACUUCGAUAGCCACCCUCUAAGCUGGCUCGUCAAGUCGAAGCAAUCGCAGCCACAGAUGCCAGAAACACUGCUGCUAGAAACUCUCCCACCGAGUGUCACGGCAGCACUGACUAGCUUGUACAACCGCUUUGAACUGGAUCAGAGAGCUGUGCGCAUACAUUUGCGCAAAUACCCUCAACCAGCGGCCCAGUCCUCGCGUCCGGGUUUCUCUUCGGGAUCGAUGGGUGGAAACGCGUUCGUUAUGGACUACCUGUGGGCUUGGCUUAAUGUAAAUUCACGCUGCAUCUACUAUCCUGUGAGACAUCCGAGCUGUACCGAAGACCACCUGACGCUUUGUCCAGUCCUUGACUUCGCCAAUCAUUGUUCAAACAACUCACAGGUUAUUCCUGUGAUGCCGGAAAGAUCAAAAGCCCCUUCCAGCACUCGAGGAAACCCGGACGACUUCAUUUUCCGUUGCUCUGAUGACAACGGCAUUGAGCAGGGACAGCAGUUGUUCCUGAGAUACGGCGGACAUGCAAACAGGACGCUCUUUGUCGAGUAUGGCUUUGUGGUCCCUUUCCAACCGACUGAAAUAGUCACUGGCGGUUUUCGCGGGGAGAUCGACGUGCAAGAUCUUGUAGAGGACCUUUUCUCAAAUAGCCGAUUUGGACGUCCGCUCAGGACGAUCCUUGAAGACGAGGGGUAUUGGGGUGAAUGGACACUUGACUCGGCUCCUCCUCCUGCGCAUCCUUCGUACCGCCUCAUCACAGCUUUGCGCCUCUACCACCUUAUGGAAGAUUCGCAUUUCUCCGUGCAAGACAACUUGAUACGACCCUGGAAAGACGUAGUAAACGGCCAUCGUGAUAUAAUCUCCGCAGAAAACGAGAUUCGUUGGAGGCAAUCUCUUCUUGGCAUCUGCGACAACUUGGCAAAGAGGGCUAAGACUGGCUUACGCGAUGCAAGCAGCAAUCUUGACCAUGGCGACGGCUGCUACGAGUGGGCGAGAGGGAAUAUACUGUGCUUAUGGCGAGAGGAACUUGAGAUUGCGGCCGCUGUGAAACGUAGCGUACAGGCUGGAGAAGAGUUUUAACUCGUCGCAUAUCAUAAACAGUCUGCAAUCUGUUAUAUCAUCAUGUGUCACCGAGACGGUAAUCGCGAAUGCGCCAUUCGGUAAGCCAGGAGCAAAAUAUGCAUAACGUGUACCGCGAGGUGCAAGCGAAGCACCAAUUGCUUCCUAGCGAGAAGCCAUGAGCGCCGCCAUGCGUCACGUUGGAUCGGGCCUCAGGGCCAAUUAUAGGCUCGACUGGUCAUUCAACGGCGAGGCAGUGAGUACCAGACUCGGCACGGGCGACGAUGCUGACGCACAUAGCUCAAGGGGGGACGGAAUCCAAAUAGACGAAUUGCCAGACCCCACAUGUACAAGGAGACAAGACCGUGA
Molecule: messenger RNA, 2190 nt
Organism: Laetiporus sulphureus 93-53
Lineage: Eukaryota; Fungi; Basidiomycota; Agaricomycetes; Polyporales; Laetiporaceae
Product: SET domain-containing protein
Exons: 6
Coding region: 394-1842 (482 amino acids)
Biological process (GO): peptidyl-lysine monomethylation; peptidyl-lysine trimethylation
Molecular function (GO): protein-lysine N-methyltransferase activity; protein binding
Source: RefSeq, a predicted model, not a curated record